AUGAGCGGCAGCGGCGGCUUCUACAAAUAUCACUGCAAGAACUUCCUGACCUACAACUGCCAAAAUUGGGUCUUUGUCAACAACGCCCCCUGUGCAGACUGCUGUGCUGCCGGGCGAGACGACCGAUGUAGCGUGGCUGGUACGAGUGCCCUGUCCGAGAUGGAGAUCGGCGUGCCCAUCUUCCAGAACGGCAUCCUCCGCUAUGCCCUGGUCGAGAUGAUCCACCAGAAGUCGUUGCCUUACCAGCUGCCGGCCCACAUGCAGCUACCGCCCAAUACGGCCUAG
This is a messenger RNA of Grosmannia clavigera kw1407, 285 nucleotides long. RefSeq lists its product as uncharacterized. The transcript has 3 exons. Lineage: Eukaryota; Fungi; Ascomycota; Sordariomycetes; Ophiostomatales; Ophiostomataceae. The record is from RefSeq and is a predicted model, not a curated record. The coding region runs from base 1 to 285 and encodes 94 amino acids.